This is a messenger RNA of Epinephelus fuscoguttatus (brown-marbled grouper), 1808 nucleotides long. It is a transcript of the gene mcl1b, whose product is annotated as MCL1 apoptosis regulator, BCL2 family member b. Gene Ontology annotation, biological process: release of cytochrome c from mitochondria; intrinsic apoptotic signaling pathway in response to DNA damage; mitochondrial fusion. The record is from RefSeq and is a predicted model, not a curated record. Gene Ontology annotation, cellular component: mitochondrial outer membrane. Gene Ontology annotation, molecular function: protein heterodimerization activity; channel activity; protein homodimerization activity. The transcript has 3 exons. Bases 146 to 1009 code for a protein of 287 amino acids. NCBI's taxonomy places the organism in Eukaryota, Metazoa, Chordata, Actinopteri, Perciformes, Serranidae.
UUCAGCAGCGGGGCAAUGGCGGAUAAGUCAACGCGUUAGAAGGAAGCUAGCUCAUUGUUUAACACAGGCUAGCAGCUGUUUUUUCAUCGAGACUUUAUUGUAAGUAGAAGACAAGUAAUCGUAUUUUUGAAGCCAAGAAUUCAAGAUGAACAUUAUUCCGACUAAACGAGGCGCGUUAAACGUGACGACCGGAGUCAUGGGCUGUUUUAUUCUUCCUCAAAAUGGAGGCGUGGAGGGAAACAUUAACUACGGCUCCAGAGAGUCCUCCCGGCAGAUCGCCAUGGGCUCAUCGAAGGACUCUCAUAACGGGAAUGUUAGCUGUAAUGAUACCCCGAAACGGCCCCGGGUCCUCGGGGUCAACUCAAACGGGUAUGCGACCAAGAAUCUCCGGGACGACAGCGAGGACAUCGACAACGGCUCUCUGCCGUGCACACCGGAGGUACAGUCGGACAGCGAGGUGGAGGUGUCCGGCUGCCCGGCGGGGGACGAGGUCCUGGAGAGCGACACCAGGCAGCUGCUGAGCCGCUUCUUCAGAGACUUUAGCGGACUUUCUAAACCUCAGUGGAAUGAGAGCAGACAACUAGCGACUAUGAAAAGAGUUGUGGAGGACGUUUUGGAAAAGCACAGAUAUGCGUUCAAUGGUAUGAUCAACAAACUGUCGUUGGACGACAGGAGAGAUGACGACAGUUUUGUCAGCGCUGUAGCCAAGAGCCUGUUUGCAGAUGGAACAACCAACUGGGGUCGUGUGGCCAGCCUGGUGGCGUUUGGGGCAGUGGUGUGUCAGUACCUGAAGGAGAAGGGCAGGGAGAACUGUGUGGAGCUGGUGGGACAGGAGAUAUCCACCUACCUGCUGUCUGACCAGAGGGACUGGCUGGUUAAAAACAACGGCUGGGAUGGUUUUGUGGAGUUCUUUCGAGUAGCAGACCCAGAGUCCAAAGUAAGGAACACACUCAUGGCCUUUGCUGGAUUUGCCGGUAUCGGGGCGACCCUGGCCCUGUUGAUCAGGUGAAUUUUUGGAACUCAGAGACUUAUUUUCACACUGUGGAAGCUUCUGCUCAUGGCAACAAUUCCUCCACGUUGAACUUGGACUUUGAUGGACUUAAACCAGCUGACAGGGGGGGUUCUUUUGUGUCUUCUUUGGCUCUCUUCACCCACACCUGCAAACAAGAACAGUUUUUUCUGUUGACAUGUAUGGACAGACUUCACUGACUACAAGACAAACUUCAAACAAUUAGGGGUUAUUUAAUAGUAAAUAAAUCUAUUUUUCUAAUAAAUGUUCUAAGGCAGUCAGUUGAGCUGAUUUCUGCUUAAUUUUCACCUGAUUAUGUUUACCUAUUUGUUCACGAUUAUAUCACAUUUCCCUGGAGGCACUGGUGUUUUGUUAGUGAGCCUAAAGCCAAAGCAGGAAGGGCCAGCUGCAGUUUUCCAUGUCAUGCAGUCAUGAAGCCUAUUUCCAUAGAGCCCAUUCUGAACCUGUGGAUGUUUUGUAUGGACACUUCACCCCUGUGAGGGGAGGAGGGGGGGGAUUUGCAUGAGUGUAGCUUCACUUCCUUGUUAGGAAAAUUGAGGAUCUGCACUAGGAGAUGUGAAGCAACCACAGGCUGCACAGCAGUCUGGAAAGUUUGUGUCUGUUCUGAACAAACAAGGACUGUGAGAUUGUGCUGGCCGACUGCACAGAAGCUGACAGACGUUCGGGAGCACGCUGGUUCUCUGUGAGAGAAUCCAGUGAUUAACAGUACAGAUCCAGAUGUAAGCUACCAAAUCUGUAGAGGUGAAACAAUAAAAAAAGAAAUUUUCACACAAUUAAA